This is a messenger RNA of Neurospora hispaniola, 1262 nucleotides long. RefSeq names its product Oxo-4-hydroxy-4-carboxy-5-ureidoimidazoline decarboxylase. The transcript is spliced from 2 exons. NCBI's taxonomy places the organism in Eukaryota, Fungi, Ascomycota, Sordariomycetes, Sordariales, Sordariaceae. Bases 425 to 1078 code for a protein of 217 amino acids. The record is from RefSeq and is a predicted model, not a curated record.
AAUCAAUGUUCUUCGCUUGAAGAUUCGACAGAAUAGCGAUGGAUGAAAGUGAAGCGCAAGGUUACGGGACGAUCCGGGCGACUCGCCGGGAUUCACGGAGGUUUCCCCUGAAAUACACAGGGACCCGAGGUUCGGUCCAGUGAGCCGGUACCCCACUGCAAGGAGCUGCCCCUGCCGAGCUACCUACGGUAUGUUGUGUACCCCACAGCGUAAGGUAUGUUUGCGUGGACGUCAUGGCAGACGGGCCCGAUCUACCCCACCUUGGUCUACUGGCUGCCGCUGCUGAUAAGGGACGGCAACCCCCCAUCCAACAUCUACAGUCUCCGUCGUCGUCUCCUAGGUACUCUCCAUCCUCGUCUUCUCCAACCAUAAUACCACCCACCACAACAACACACAAACCACCACCACCACCACCACCACCACCAUGUCCUCCUCCCACACCCACAGCACCCACCUCAACCCCGAAGCAACCCCCUUCCUCCCCGCCAUCACCUCCCUGCCCACCCUCCCCGACGCCGCCCUCAUCUCCACGCUCGACCUCCUCUUCGAGCCCUCCCCCGACCUACACGCCCUCGCCCUGCCCACCCUGCGCACCAUCUCCUUUUCCUCCUACGACGACCUCAUCUCCACCCUCCGCGACGAACUCCUCGCCAUCGCUGACGCCGUCGCCCUCGCCGCCGCUGAUCCUUCCGUCCCGCAGAUAGAAAAGGAAAAUAUCCAGCGGCCGUUGCAUGCGAUACUGGGUAGUCAUCCGAGACUGGGCGAGCCGAAGAAGGAGACACUGUCGGCGCAGAGUCAGAAAGAGCAGGCGCAUUUGAAUGAUUCGGAAGAGGUGAAGGCGGAGCUGAGGAGGUUGAAUAAGGAAUAUGAGGACACGUUUCCGGGGUUGAGGUAUGUGGUGUGGGUGAAUGGACGGGGGAGGGGGGAGGUGAUGGGGGAUAUGAGGAGGAGGAUUGCGAGGGGGGAUUUGAGGGCGGAGGAGAGGGAGGGGAUUGAGGCAAUGUGCGACAUUGCGGCCGACCGAGCGGCCAAGCUCCUCAAGUCUGCACAGGAGGCCGUCGAACAUGGUAGCGCUUAGAGAAACUGAGUACAUGGCCGUAUAGCUGUGGGGACUGCCAACUUUAUCCAAUUGUACGGUUGGUGCCAGACAAGGCAGGAGGAUCAAAUGCAGGUCGCUUGGGAUGUGACCUGCAUGCUGAGAAGGCUGUCACAUCUCAGCCACACCCGUCAACCGGCCGGCAACCCGUUUGUUGGACGAAUCU